AUGGAGGCGAACUUCCCGAGCGAAUCCAAUAUGACUACCUCAAUCGUCGUGCCAAGAGCUUCCCAUGGGGCAAUUACACGCUCUUCUAUAACCCAAAGACUAACAUGCCUCCCCCAGAGUAAACCCCGCUCCAAGUUGUAUGCUCAAUGA
Melampsora larici-populina 98AG31 is the source of this 150-nucleotide messenger RNA. RefSeq lists its product as uncharacterized. The transcript has 2 exons. The record is from RefSeq and is a predicted model, not a curated record. The coding region runs from base 1 to 150 and encodes 49 amino acids. Lineage: Eukaryota; Fungi; Basidiomycota; Pucciniomycetes; Pucciniales; Melampsoraceae.